Grammomys surdaster is the source of this 1292-nucleotide messenger RNA. It is a transcript of the gene Mylk4, whose product is annotated as myosin light chain kinase family member 4. The coding region runs from base 16 to 1179 and encodes 387 amino acids. Gene Ontology annotation, biological process: protein phosphorylation; positive regulation of apoptotic process; intracellular signal transduction. Lineage: Eukaryota; Metazoa; Chordata; Mammalia; Rodentia; Muridae. The record is from RefSeq and is a predicted model, not a curated record. The transcript has 12 exons. Gene Ontology annotation, molecular function: ATP binding; protein serine/threonine kinase activity. Gene Ontology annotation, cellular component: nucleus; cytoplasm.
AGGCUCACCACCAGUAUGCUGAAGGUAAAGAGGCUGGAGGAAAUUAGCUCAUGCCACAGCAGCAACCCGCUGGAGAAGGUAGCCUUUUUUCAGUGCAUGGAAGAGGUGGAGAAGGUGAAAUGCUUUCUGGAGGAGAAUUCGAGUGAUCUGGAUCUGCAGUGUGGAGACAAUGAGGCUGAGGAAAAUGUGUGGUCCAACCGUGCACUAAACGGAAGGACAAUUGUCAAAGGAGGAAGGACAUCAGCCCUCACAGAUGACGUCCCUGCUCCUGCUGCCCCAUUUGAUCAUCGGAUUGUAAUGGCCAAACAUUCUGCAGUCGACAGUCUGUACACCGUGAGCAAAUCUGAGAUCCUAGGAGGGGGGCGUUUUGGCCAGGUUCAUAAGUGUGAAGAGAAAGCAACAGGCCUGAAGCUGGCUGCUAAAAUCAUUAAAAUUAGAGGUGCAAAGGACAAGGAGGAUGUGAAGAACGAGAUCAGCGUCAUGAACCAGCUGGACCAUGUGAACCUCAUUCAGCUCUAUGAUGCCUUUGAGUCCAAGCAUGACAUCAUCCUUGUCAUGGAGUAUGUGGAGGGCGGGGAGCUGUUUGACCGCAUCAUUGAUGAAAACUGCAACUUGACAGAGCUGGACACCAUCCUGUUCAUGAAGCAGAUCUGUGAGGGGAUAAGGUACAUGCACCAGAUGUACAUCCUCCACUUGGAUCUCAAGCCUGAGAACAUCCUGUGUGUGAAUCGGGAUGCUAAGCAAAUAAAAAUUAUUGAUUUUGGAUUGGCCAGAAGAUACAAGCCUAGAGAGAAGCUGAAGGUGAACUUUGGAACCCCAGAAUUUCUUGCCCCUGAAGUUGUGAACUAUGAUUUCGUUUCAUUUCCUACGGAUAUGUGGAGUGUGGGUGUCAUCACAUACAUGCUACUCAGCGGCUUGUCCCCCUUUUUGGGUGAUAAUGACGCUGAGACGCUGACCAACAUCCUGGCAUGCCGGUGGGAUUUAGAAGAUGAAGAGUUUCAGGACAUCUCAGAGGAGGCCAAGGAGUUUAUUUCCAAGCUCCUGAUUAAGGAGAAGAGUUGGAGAAUAAGUGCCAGUGAAGCUCUCAAGCAUCCCUGGUUGUCAGACCACAAGCUCCACGCCAGACUGCGUGCACAGAAGAACUGCAACUCUGGUGUUCUGAGCCUCACGACCAAAUAAUUCAUGGAAGGAGCCUAUUCAAAAGGAAAACUGCUGCGGUUGCUGCUGCUUUGAGAAGGCUUUUGGAAAAAUCAGCAGUUCUGGUGCCUUGACCCCUGGGAUGACUGGCAGCC